GUUGCAAUCGCUGGAGCCACUGGCCACAUUGGCAAGACUAUCCUCGACGUCUUGAAGCAGAACCAAAACCACAAAGUCAUUUCUUUGUCCCGCAAGGCAUCAAAUGGUCACGACACUCACACUAUUGUCGCGGACUAUAAUAACAUUGACUCGGUGGCUGAUGUUCUUGAAAGCAAUGGCGUUCACACAGUAAUCUCUGCUAUCCUAGUCAAAGAUGACGAGUCUAGCCCUUCAGAGAUCAAUCUCGUCAGGGCUGCUAGCAAAUCACGACCAACAAAGCGCUUCGUCGCGAGUGACUAUGCAGCUCCCAUUCCAGAAGAGAAACAAUUUGGGCGUAUUCUCGAUCGAGCCGGCACAGCCAAGGAGCUGCGCCAGACGGACUUAGAAUGGACGUCUAUCCGCGUUGGGCAGAUUUCCGACAGCUUCGGCAUCCCGCACAUCAAGAGCUACUUGCCUUUUCGCCCCCUCAACGUCGACGUGGCCAACAAAGCAGCAGCUAUUUACGGGUCAGGACACGAUGUCAUUGCUUACACUUACAGCUUCGACAUGGCACAGUUCCUCGUUGCCGCACUGGACCUGCCUAAGUGGGACGAAGAUUUGUUCUGUUGUAGCGACAAGGUUACAAUUAAUGAAAUUGUCAAGUUGGCAGAGAAGAUAACAGGGGGAGGCCUCCGAAUAGGGCCUGAGUUUAAUGUCGCAUACGAUAGCGUCGAGAAGCUUCAACGGGGAGAAAUGACGGAACUGCCGGCAUAUGUUGAGUCGUACUCUGUGGUUCCAAAAAGGAUUCUCCAGGUCAGCUUCGCUACUUAUAGUUUGUAUGCGAUCGAUGGAUUGUUUGAUUUUCCAAAGGAAAAUAUCUUGAAUGCAAAGUUUCCCGACAUCAAGACGACAACUAUUGAGGACAUGUUGAACCUUUGGAGGAACAAGUGA
Fusarium redolens is the source of this 930-nucleotide messenger RNA. RefSeq lists its product as uncharacterized. The transcript is spliced from 4 exons. The annotation marks the transcript as partial. The record is from RefSeq and is a predicted model, not a curated record. NCBI's taxonomy places the organism in Eukaryota, Fungi, Ascomycota, Sordariomycetes, Hypocreales, Nectriaceae.